Molecule: messenger RNA, 1304 nt
Organism: Strigops habroptila (Kakapo)
Lineage: Eukaryota; Metazoa; Chordata; Aves; Psittaciformes; Psittacidae
Gene: AIRIM
Product: chromosome 12 C1orf109 homolog
Exons: 4
Coding region: 3-641 (212 amino acids)
Cellular component (GO): nucleus; cytoplasm
Source: RefSeq, a predicted model, not a curated record
CCAUGGCAGCGGCCGCGGCGCUGGAGGCCAUGGCGGCGGCGCUGCGGGCCUGGGCGGCGGCGGCGGCGCGGCAGGACGCGGCCUGGCGGGCGGCGCUGGCCGGGUGCGCGCCGCCGCUGGGCUCGCUGGCCGGGCUGGCGGCGCAGAUGCGGGCGGCGCGGCGCCUGGCGUGGGGCGCUUCGCCGCUCGGUGCCUUCGGGGACUUGCCGGAGCGGCUGUGGCGGAAGCAGCGCGGCGCGGCCGAGGCGCUGAUGGAGCAGCUCGGCGGCCGGCGGGAGGAGCUGCGGGCCGUGCGGGACGCGGUGGGGGCCGCUGGGGCCGCCGUGCUGCGGCUCUACGAGGAGCGGGCGGCGGAGCUGGGCCUGGAGGCGGUCCUGCGGCGGGGGCCGCGCUGCCCAUCGCUGGCCGACGCGCUGGAGGGGCUGCAGGACGUGGAGCGCUACUACCGGCACCUGUACCUGGAGAUCAAGCUUCUUCUCCUCCACAUCAGCUGUGACAGCCUGGCAGACAUGGAGAUCCUCCCACAGUCGUGGGAGAAGAUUUUGGAGCGCUACAAGGGAGACGUUGUUCAAGAUACUCUUCUUAAGGUCUCUCUGUUUGUGGACAACCAGCGAGAGCUCUGCAGCUCAACAGGCUCCUGACAGAGAACAGGAUCCGAUGUGGACCAGCUUCUGUGACCAGCUUGGUGUGCUCCAAGAUGACCUCAAAGAGAAGGAGGAUGAACUGAGGAAGCUUUACCGGUGCUUUUUGGAGGCUGAAUGAGCUGAGGACUUGGCCUGAGCAGGAGAUGCUUCGACUGUUCCGUUUUCAAGUGGAAAUGGACUUGAUGUCUGCCAAUAAAUGGGUGUAACAUAACGUCCUGGUACUAUGCAAGAAAGAUGUUUAGGUACUGCCCUUAGAAAUAAAUAAGGUUUAUUUAUAAUAAAUCAGGGCUUAAACCCAGUUUGCACCUUGUGCCUCUCAGCAGUGUGUUUGCUUUCAUCCCACCUGCACAUGGAUUGACAAGGAAGGAGUUUGAAAAUGUAAUGCUGGAGGUGCACAAACACUCGAGUUCUGACCCAGGCUGUUUGCAAGUGUGGGAGAGCACACUGAUACCUCUGCUAUGGCAUGUUUAAAUUGGAGUAAACUUCCCACUCCGUGGUGGCAGCAGCUGCUGGGAGCUCUGGGGACAUCUUCUGGUGGCCGUGACACUGAUCCCUGUAACGGUCCCAGAUACCGGUGGGAUUCUGUCUCUAAAUAACAUAUCUGAUAAGAAAUUGUAGCUUCGCAAGAGAAGGCCAAAUAAAGAAUUGUGCUUGGACAGG